This is a messenger RNA of Trichogramma pretiosum, 2127 nucleotides long. It is a transcript of the gene nst, whose product is annotated as phosphoacetylglucosamine mutase. Gene Ontology annotation, biological process: UDP-N-acetylglucosamine biosynthetic process; carbohydrate metabolic process. The transcript is spliced from 7 exons. Gene Ontology annotation, molecular function: magnesium ion binding; phosphoacetylglucosamine mutase activity. Lineage: Eukaryota; Metazoa; Arthropoda; Insecta; Hymenoptera; Trichogrammatidae. The coding region runs from base 264 to 1925 and encodes 553 amino acids. The record is from RefSeq and is a predicted model, not a curated record.
UCAAUACGAUUUUUCGAGAUUCAACAGAAAGUGAACUUGACUUUGCGGCAGCGAGCGAACAGUGGACACUUGUUGCUCCGAUUGCUUGUAACACACUUGGACAAAACGUACGUUACUAUAACACUGGACUUUGGUACACUCUCAAAUUGCAAACGUGUCAUCGCACCUUGCUUAAACAUUAUUCAAGUAUCAAACCAAACUCGUUAGCUUACAGACAUUUCAAUCUGUUUGUGUCAAACAUUUUUAUCAAAUUGAAAAAUAUAAUGCAGGCGGGUGUGGUAAAUUCUUACGAUUUUAAGUUGGUUGAAGAAUUGGCAAAAAGUAAACAUCGGAAAUGCUACGAUGGAUUUAUUCAAUACGGCACAGCAGGAUUUCGUAUGAAAGCCAAUGUUCUUGAUCAUGUUGUAUUUCGAAUGGGAUUGUUAACAGCUUUAAGAUCCCAAUUUAAAAAAGCUACUAUUGGAUUGAUGAUAACAGCAAGUCAUAAUCCAGAAGAGGAUAAUGGUGUUAAACUUGUCGAUCCAAGUGGAGAAAUGCUAGAAUCGUCUUGGGAAAAAAUUGCCACACAAUUAGCUAAUGUAGAAGAUGUGGAAGUUUGUGACACAUUAAGACAAAUAAUUAAAGAAAAAAAUAUUGAUACAAAUUUUUCAGCAUCUGUUAUCAUAGGAAGAGAUACUCGAAAUAGUAGUUACGCUUUAUCUCAAGCUGCUAUAAAUGGAGCUAAAGCUAUGAACGGAACUAUCCAAAAUCUUGAAAUUGUAACCACUCCUCAGCUUCAUUUUAUGGUAGUUUGCACAAAUACCAACGGAGUUUAUGGGAAUCCAUCUAUUGAUGGAUAUUAUGAAAAAAUAAGUAAAGCUUUCCAGACUGUUGCUAAAAAUAUAGAAUGCAAUAAUAGUUUAUACAUACCCAAAAUUCAGUUUGACGCAGCUAAUGGAGUUGGUGGAAUUGCCAUCCAAGAAUUUAAAAAACGCUUGAAUGGUGUUUUAGAAAUUGAUAUUUAUAAUAAUGGAAACGGGCAACUGAAUUAUAUGUGUGGUGCAGACUUUGUGAAAGUACAACAAAAACCACCAAAAAAUGUACCAUUGAAUCCUGGCAUGAGGUGUGUUAGUGUUGAUGGAGAUGCUGACAGAGUUAUUUAUUAUUAUACAGAUGAAAAAAAUGAUUUCCAUAUAUUAGAUGGAGAUAAAAUAGCAACCCUAAUCGCUGGAUAUUUUAAGGAAUUACUUUUAGAAAGUAAUUUGAGUUUACAGCUUGGCCUCGUACAAACAGCUUAUGCUAAUGGAGCUUCAACAGAAUAUAUUUCUGAAAUUCUGAAAGUUCCUGUUGCAUGUGUAUCUACUGGUGUGAAACAUUUACAUCAUAAAGCUUUAGAUUUUGACAUUGGAGUUUACUUUGAAGCUAAUGGUCAUGGUACUGUUGUCUUUAAAAAAACAGCAAUUGAAAAAAUUCAAUCAACUGCAAAAGAAACAAAUAUUCCAAGAUCACAACAAAAAGCUGCUCAAAAGUUAAAUUAUCUAAUCAACGUAAUAAAUCAAACUGUUGGAGAUGCAAUUAGUGACAUGCUGUUAAUUGAAUUGAUUUUGCGUUCAAAAAAGUGGGAUAUUGUUGCAUGGGAAAAGAGUUAUAUAGACCUUCCUAAUAAACAAGUGAAAAUAACCGUGAAAGAUAGAAGUAAUAUUGUUACAACUGAUGCAGAGAGAAAAUGUGUUAAACCAGAGGGUCUUCAAGAUCAAAUUGAUAAAAUAGUAGAAAAGUAUAAAAAAGGAAGAUCUUUUGUGAGGCCAUCUGGAACUGAAGAUGUUGUACGAGUAUACGCAGAGUGUGAUAGUUCUUGCAAUGUAGAAAAUUUAGCUGCAGAGGUAUCCCUCGCUGUAUAUGAACUGGCAGGUGGGGUUGGAGACAAACCGACAAAGCCGCAAUAAGAUGAAAAUUUCAUAAUAAAUGAUUCAAUUAUUUGUUCAAUUACUCCUAUUGUUGAGUCUCAUUGUUAACAAUUAUUAUUUAUGUGUUUUAAAUUAUUUCUAACUGUAAACACAAAUUUUGAUACAUUCUUUACAACUUUUAUUGUAAUUAUACAUUUCUUGUAUGAAAAUUAAAUAGUAAUUUGAUAAUAAAUAUAAUUUC